AUUGAUCAUCGACAAUUUUAUAAUAUAACUAAAUUUAAAAAUGCACUCACUUGGAUUGAACAAACAGGAUCAGCAGCAACACUUAUUGGACUAUUAUAUCGUAAUAUUAAUCAAAUACCAACAACAUUAACAGCAAAUCUAAUAUAUUUAGCAAUUAUGUCAAAUACAAUUCGAUGUAAAAGUCAUAAUACAACAAAAUAUGAUUUAUCAAUUCUUAAUUGGUUAAGUACAAUAAUUAAUAUUAAUGAUGAAUUUGUUAAUCAAAUGUUUAAAGAAAAAUCAAUUAUUAAUAAUAUUUAUAAAGUUAUUGAUGAAGAUACGAUAACAAAAUUAGAAAUUAUUCAUAAUAAAAAAACAGCUAUUUCUCAAUUAGAAAUUAUUAAUGUUGAAGAAUUUUUACAAAAAAAUAAAUUAAUUAUAUUAGAUUCAUUAGAUGUAGUAAAACAAAAUAGACAAGCUGAUUCAAUAUUUAUAAAUUUAAUUGAUACUAUUACUGGUAAAACAUAUUUUAUAUUUUCAGAUCAAAUAAUUGAAGAAAUAGUUAAAAGUGUUAUUCACAAUAUUGUUAAAAAGAAAAAUAAUUAUUAUUAUCAAUGUGAUGAUAUAUUUUUAAGAAAAGAAAUAAUUGCUUUAAUUAUGAACAAAAAUAAUUAG
This is a messenger RNA of Didymodactylos carnosus, 654 nucleotides long. NCBI's taxonomy places the organism in Eukaryota, Metazoa, Rotifera, Eurotatoria, Philodinida, Philodinidae. The record is from the annotation of a GenBank genome assembly.